Penicillium digitatum Pd1 is the source of this 372-nucleotide messenger RNA. RefSeq lists its product as uncharacterized. The record is from RefSeq and is a predicted model, not a curated record. Lineage: Eukaryota; Fungi; Ascomycota; Eurotiomycetes; Eurotiales; Aspergillaceae.
AUGCAGUCAACACCUAACAGGGCCAGCAAAAUCCCUCGACCGGGGACAAUGUCACCCCACGUCAGUCAAGGAAGCAACAGCCCUUCAGGCAAUGGGAGCUUCCAAGAGAACAAAAGCCCUCGAUCGCCAGUGGAUGUUCUUACAUCCAUUCCUGCCCAAUCUGAGAUCCCACUUGUCUCUGGGCUGACGCAAGGACUUCAGGACUACAACUGGGAGCAACUCCAGGGUAAAUAUACCGAUGCUAUGGAGGAACACGGCCGAGUCGAAGAGAAACUUCGUGUUGAAACAGCCAAGCUUCUUGAAGUUUUUAUGGCAUGGUCUCAAACUACCGUUUCGCAAGAUGAGAACAGGGCUUUGAAAAGGUUCGACUGA